AUCACCCACCAAUCCACCAUGUGAACGCAACACAUAUACUGUCACUCACCACGCUACCCAAUAAUAAAUAUUCAUCACAAAAAAUGGGUAGAAAGUAGAAGAAAACCAUCAUAACUAACUUUACCUUGUCAAUUUGGGGUCUGCACUCAUGAAGCAGAAGAAGACGAAGAUAUCACUUCUUCAAACUCACUAUCUUCUUCUCUUCUUCACCUUCUUCCUCACCACCUCCGCUUGCUCCAAUGGCGAUUGUCAGAUACUAGACUCAUGCUCUGCACCCACCGAUUGUGCUCCUGGUCUCUAUUGUGGUAAUUGUCCUGAGUUAGGCAAAACUCAGCCCUUUUGCACCCGCGGUCAAGCUAUUAUUCCUACCGCCAUUGUUAAUGGUUUGCCGUUUAAUAAGUACACGUGGCUUGUAACUCAUAACGCGUUUUCGAUUGUGGAUGCUCCGCUCUUGACUGGUCCUCAAAGGAUCACAUUUUACAAUCAGGAAGAUUCUGUCACCAAUCAGUUAAGAAAUGGAGUUAGAGGAUUGAUGUUGGAUAUGUACGACUUUGAGAACGAUAUCUGGCUUUGUCACUCAUUCCGUGGCCAGUGUUACAACAUCACCGCCUUUCAACCUGCAAUUAACACAUUGAGGGAAGUGGAAGCAUUCUUGAGUUCAAAUCCAACUGAGAUUGUUACAAUUAUAAUCGAGGAUUACGUGCAUACGCCUAAAGGGUUGACUAACUUAUUCAUGGAUGCCGGUUUGGAUAAGUACUGGUUUCCAGUUACCCAGAUGCCUAAAAAGGGCGAGGAUUGGCCAACUGUCACCAAAAUGGCAGAGGAUAAUCAUAGGUUAUUGGUUUUCACUUCUGAUUCUUCAAAGGAAGCUACCGAAGGUAUCGCUUAUCAAUGGAGAUACAUGGUGGAAAAUGCACCGGGGGAUCCUGGAGUACAGCAAGGAUCAUGUCCAAAUAGAAAAGAAUCAAAACCGCUUACUUCGAAAACCGCGUCUCUUUUUCUUCAAAACUACUUUCCAACGAUGCCGGUACAAGCUGAAGCUUGCAAAGAGAAUUCGACUCCAUUGAUGGAUAUGGUUGCCACCUGUUACAAGGCGGCUGGGAAUACAAUGCCUAACUUCUUAGCCGUCAAUUUCUAUAUGAGAAGUGACGGUGGAGGUGCGUUUGAAGCUUUGGAUAGAAUGAAUGGCCAAACGUUAUGCGGGUGUGCUUCAGUCGCUUCGUGCCAGGCCGGGGCACCUUUUGGAACUUGCAGAAACAAUGCGGCAUCCAAUAAUUCGACUUCACCAAGGGGCCCUUCUGGAAGUUUUUCGGGAAGUGUACAAAUGACCGCAUCUGCCUCGCGAAUAGAUCUUACAAGUCUAUUAGUCAUUUAUGGAUUUUAUUUUUUGAUGCAUAUGGUUGGUAUUUUGUUUUAAAUAGAUAAUGUAUAUUUGAACCCUCACGAGCGACUUCAUUGAGGCUUGGCUAUUGUAUGUUAUAUAUUAAGUUAAAUGUAGAAUACGUAUACUUAACGCCCAGUUUACAUUGGUUUGAUUUCAAGAAUAUGACCAACUUAUGAUUCGGGUUAUAAGGUUUUUUGGGUAAAUCAAGAUGCAGCAUGUGGGAGGGGGCCCUUGUUAUCCUGUUUUCUUUUUAUGUUCACUUUUUUUUGUUUGGUUUGUUUAUUUUAAGGUGUAAUGUACGAUCUUUCUUUUUAGAAUUUGGUGAUUUAUAUAUUACUUAAA
Messenger RNA from Helianthus annuus (common sunflower), 1726 nucleotides. Its product is annotated as PI-PLC X domain-containing protein At5g67130. The transcript is spliced from 9 exons. The record is from RefSeq and is a predicted model, not a curated record. NCBI's taxonomy places the organism in Eukaryota, Viridiplantae, Streptophyta, Magnoliopsida, Asterales, Asteraceae. Bases 149 to 1417 code for a protein of 422 amino acids. Gene Ontology annotation, biological process: lipid metabolic process. Gene Ontology annotation, molecular function: phosphoric diester hydrolase activity.